Molecule: messenger RNA, 2553 nt
Organism: Sorghum bicolor (sorghum)
Lineage: Eukaryota; Viridiplantae; Streptophyta; Magnoliopsida; Poales; Poaceae
Product: peptidyl-prolyl cis-trans isomerase CYP71
Exons: 14
Coding region: 104-2047 (647 amino acids)
Biological process (GO): protein folding; protein peptidyl-prolyl isomerization
Molecular function (GO): protein binding; peptidyl-prolyl cis-trans isomerase activity
Source: RefSeq, a predicted model, not a curated record
AAAUUCUACGGCCAUCACAAAUCACUCGUGAAGCUCGCGCAGUCCCCCGUUCCGUCCCCCGAAUCCCCAGAACCCUAGCAGAGCUCUCGAGCACGAGGCCGCGAUGGCGUCGGCCAGCGAGACGACAGAGCAGUCCACCAUAACGAGCACGACCAUGGACGACGGUGGUGCGCACGAGAGCAAGCGGGAGCACCUCAAUGGCGCGGCGGCCACCCCCACGGUGGGGCAGGAGGAGGAUGAGAUGAUCGGGCCGGGCCCUGCGCCGGCGAAGCAGCGGCAGAAGCGCCCGCUCCAGUUCGAGCAGGCGUUCCUCGACGCCCUCCCCUCCGCCGCUAUGUACGAGAAGAGCUAUAUGCAUCGGGAUGUCGUCACCCACGUCGCCGUAUCACCUGCUGACUUCUUCAUCACUGGGAGUGCAGAUGGGCAUCUGAAGUUUUGGAAGAAGAAACCUGUUGGGAUUGAAUUUGCUAAACAUUUUCGGUCUCAUCUCAGUCCCAUCGAAGGUCUAGCUGUGAGUGUUGAUGGAUUGCUUUGCUGCACAAUAUCCAACGAUCGGUCUGUGAAGAUAUAUGAUGUUGUAAACUAUGACAUGAUGUUCAUGAUGCGUCUCUCAUUUGUUCCUGGGGCUAUUGAGUGGGUUCAUCGAGAAGGAGAUGUUAAACCAAAACUUGCUGUUAGUGACCGGAAUACACCUUUAGUUCACAUAUUUGAUACUCAUUCUGGUUCAAAUGACCCAAUCAUGUCCAAAGAGAUUCAUGGUGGCCCUGUCAAAGUUAUGAAAUAUAACCACAUUCAUGAUGUUGUUAUAUCUGCUGAUGCCAAAGGACUGUUGGAAUACUGGUCUCCAUCUACCCUCAAGUUUCCAGAAAAUGAGGUGAGGUUUCGCCUGAAAUCGGAUACAAAUCUAUUUGAAAUUGCGAAAUGCAAGACAAGUGUGUCUGCUAUUGAGGUAAGCAAUGAUGGCACUCAAUUUGCUGUCACAUCCCCUGAUCGCAGGAUACGGGUAUUUUGGUUCAAAACUGGGAAAUUAAGACGUGUAUAUGACGAGUCCCUAGAGGUGGCACAAGAUCUUCAAAGAAGUGAUGUUCCAUUGUAUCACCUUGAUGCUAUUGAUUUUGGACGACGAAUGGCUGUAGAGAAGGAAAUAGAGAAAACAGAAAAUGUCCCACAACCUAAUGCUGUCUUUGAUGAGAGCAGCAAUUUUCUUAUUUACGCUACCCUUUUGGGUGUAAAGAUUGUAAAUUUGCACACAAAUAAGGUUUCCCGCAUCCUGGGGAAGGUAGAGAACAAUGAGAGGUUUCUGAGAAUUGCAUUAUACCAAGGAGACAAAGGCAACAAGAAGGUUAGAAAAAUACCUUCAGUAGCUGCCAAUGUCAAUGAUAGCAAGGAACCCUUAUCAGAUCCAACACUGCUCUGUUGUGCUUUCAAGAAGCAUCGGAUAUAUCUCUUUAGUCGUAGGGAACCGGAAGAGCCUGAAGACGCAACUAAGGGUAGAGAUGUUUUCAAUGAAAAACCACCUCCAGAAGAGCUUUUGUCUGUAUCAGACCUAGGAAAAACUGCUACAACAUCAUUGCCUGAUAAUUUGGUGCUACAUACUUCUAUGGGUGACAUUCACUUGAGACUAUACCCAGAAGAGUGUCCAAAAACUGUGGAAAACUUCACUACCCAUUGCCGGAAUGGUUAUUAUGACAAUCUUAUAUUUCACCGUGUGAUUAAAGGAUUCAUGAUUCAGACUGGAGAUCCUUUGGGGGAUGGCACUGGUGGGCAAUCAAUCUGGGGCACUGAAUUUGAAGAUGAAUUUCACAAGAGCUUGAGGCAUGAUAGGCCUUUUACACUUUCCAUGGCCAAUGCUGGACCUAAUACCAAUGGUUCUCAAUUCUUUAUCACCACUGUGGCAACUCCAUGGCUAGAUAACAAACACACAGUGUUCGGUAGAGUUGUGAAAGGGAUGGAUGUUGUCCAGCAAAUUGAGAAGGUCAAGACUGACAAGAAUGACAAACCAUAUCAAGAUGUAAAGAUCUUGAAUGUUACAGUUCCCAAGACAUAAGCUCCUACCUGAUCAGUUGGGUUUGGACAUUGUACCUGCACUCCUUGGUUGGACAUAUUUCUAACCUGUGGAAGAUUGUGCUGGAGUCUUAGAGAUCAGCUAUAUGCUGUGGUGAAUAGAGCACACCUUUCGCUGCUGUUGACGCUGUCUUAUUGGAACCUUGCAAUUUUCAGGAUUGAUGGUACCUGAGGAAUUUUAGGUUUAGCUUUGGAUUCCAGAAUCGUGGGGUCGAUUUGUGACGUUGGGUUAAUCUUUCAGGUUUAAAUGAAAGGAAAAAAAGAGUGAAAACACGCAGUAGCUGUUUAAUUUUUGAGAAUGGUGCGAGGAAGAUGUGCCCAGUUGUCCAAUGUAUAAUCAUAUAUCGGAACGUAUUUGUAUGCAUCAUUGUCCUAUACGUUUGGGUCAUGUUUGGAUACCUCGUACAUAGAUCGUGGAAGCUGACUUGUAAAAGCUACUUUAUACUUAGCCCAAUGAACUACUUAUGGUCUUUUGCGUUUCUAUUCUAA